This is a messenger RNA of Rotaria socialis, 1188 nucleotides long. NCBI's taxonomy places the organism in Eukaryota, Metazoa, Rotifera, Eurotatoria, Philodinida, Philodinidae. The record is from the annotation of a GenBank genome assembly.
AUGAAAUCAUCAUUAUCAUUAUUUCGUUCAUUAAAAUUAAAUAAUUUUAUUAUUCGAUAUGCAUCAAACGAAGUAUCAUUAGGAACGGAUUUUGAAAAAGCAAAAUCUCGCUUAGAAUCAUCAUCAACUCAAGUUGAUAAUGAAACUAAAUUAAAACUUUAUGGUUUAUAUAAACAAGCGACACAAGGAAUUUGUGCAACAACAAAACCUGGCUUAACUGAUUUUAUUGGUCGUGCUAAAUGGACAGCUUGGUCUUCAUUAGGAAAAAUGAAUCAACAGGAUGCACAAAAACAAUAUAUUCAAGUUAUUGAACAAUUAAUCUCUUCUUCAACAUCAAAUGAUAAAAUUGAUUCAAAUGCAGUAUCGAAAAAUGAAGAAACAAAAAGUGUAAAAGAUCAAUCAACAACAGAACAUAUUGAAUUAAUCAAAAAAAGCUCAUUACAUUGGGAAAUAGUUCUUAAUAGACCAGAAAAAUAUAAUGCUAUAACAAGACCUAUGUAUGAACGUAUUAUAGAAAUUCUUGAUCAAGCUGGUCAAGAUAAAGAAUUAGUUCUUCUUACAAUGACCGGAAAAGGAAAAUUUUAUUCAGCUGGAACAGACUUAGCCGAUUUCGCUAAAAUGGCUACGUCAACAUCAAAUUUAAAACAAUCCGUUGAACUUGGUCAAACAAUGUUAGAAAAAUUUGUUGGAAAAUAUAUUGAUUUUCCCAAGAUUCUCAUAGGAUUUAUAAAUGGUCCAGCAGUUGGUAUAUCUGUAUCAACACUAGGAUUAUUUGAUGGUGUUUAUGCAUCAUCUGGUGCAACAUUUUCAUUGCCAUUUACACGAACAGCUCAAUCAGCUGAAGGUUGUUCAUCAUUUAUAUUUCCAUCAUUAAUGGGUUCACUUCAUGCCAAAGAUAUUCUUCUAUUUGAUCGAAAAUUAACAGCCGAAGAAGCUCAACAACGUGGUUUAGUAACAAAAAUAAUUGACGAAAAAUUCUUUUUAGAAGAAAAAGAUAAAAUUUGUCAACAAAUAUUAUCAUUACCUAAAGGAAGUCUUUUAACAAGUAAAUCGUUAAUACAAAAAUGGACGAAAGAAACUCUUCAUCGUGUUAAUACUCAUGAAGUUGAAACUUUAAAACAACGGUGGUUGACAGAAGAAUUCGUUCAAGCUAUGAUGGAAUUUAUGAGAGGAAGAAAAAAAAACUAA